AUGUCUUCCAUUCAGAACCAACACACUUACACCCUUAGAAAUUGUGCGGGAGGUACUGUUAUGGACCUUUCUGGUAGAGACAAAUACUCCAUCAUUGGUUUCAACAACAACAAUGGUACCAACCAGGCGUGGAUCUUCCAAGAGAAUGAUGAUGGCUGGUUCAUCAAGUCCGUCUACAAUGAUAGAUAUCUUGGGAUCGAAGUCGAUCCAGCCCAUGGCACCAGGCUUGUCGCUGGCCCGUCCCCUUGCAAGUGGGACAUCAGAGACUCUGACGUCCAAGGCUUCGAAGGCAUUAGGAUAUUGCUCCAUGGCCAAACUUUGAGCGUGGAGCUGUCAGACUACGGAAAUGCGAAAGGAGGCACACCAAUUCGACUUGCGAUCAGUUGGCAUGGCUCCAAUCAGAUCUGG
This is a messenger RNA of Suillus bovinus, 408 nucleotides long. Its product is annotated as carbohydrate-binding module family 13 protein. The transcript has 4 exons. The annotation marks the transcript as partial. Lineage: Eukaryota; Fungi; Basidiomycota; Agaricomycetes; Boletales; Suillaceae. The record is from RefSeq and is a predicted model, not a curated record.